Molecule: messenger RNA, 1094 nt
Organism: Rhododendron vialii
Lineage: Eukaryota; Viridiplantae; Streptophyta; Magnoliopsida; Ericales; Ericaceae
Product: 2-methylbutanal oxime monooxygenase-like
Exons: 2
Coding region: 1-486 (161 amino acids)
Molecular function (GO): oxidoreductase activity, acting on paired donors, with incorporation or reduction of molecular oxygen; monooxygenase activity; heme binding
Source: RefSeq, a predicted model, not a curated record
AUGGUUGCCUUUGGUAAGAGCUAUGGGGGGAAGCAAUUCAAGGGUCAAAAGUUUCAAGAAGUUAUUGGGGAGACCAUUAAAAUGAUGGACAGCUUCUCAGCUGAGAAUUUCUUUCCAUCUUUUGGGUGGAUUGUGGAUUUGUUGAGUGGGCAUAGAGGGAGGUUAGAGAAGUGUUUUGUGAAUCUUGAUGAGUAUUUUGAAAGGGUGAUUGAUGAUCACCUUGAUUUGGGGAGGGAAAAAUUAUUGGAGCAAAAAGAUCAAGACUUUAUUGAUGUUUUGGUUGGAUUAUUAAAGGAUGAUGAAUCUAGUGAUUUUCGCUUUACCAAAGACCACAUCAAGGCACUUAUCCUGAACACAUUUAUUGGAGGCGUAUACACCAUUGCAGUGGCAAUGGUUUGGGCAAUGUCCGAGGUAAUCAAGAAUUCACAUGUCAUGGAAAAGCUACAAGAGGAAAUCAGAAGCGGCGUAGGUAAAGUCAACAUUUGAUCCAAAUGAUCUUUCGAACUUCAAAUACCUUAAAAUGGUGGUGAAGGAAACCCUAAGGUUGCACCCGCCGGCCCCACUACUGAUCCCACACGAAACCCUACGCCAUUGUAAACUUGAGAUUACUGAUGACGGGUAGGAUGUCCUUGCACAAACGAGGGUCUUGAUCAACACGUGGGCCAUUGGCAGGGAUCCGAACUGUUGGAAAAACCCUAAUGAGUUCUUUCCAGAACAGUUUGAGGAUAACAACGUGGAUUUCUGAGGCCACAUUUUGAGCUGUUACCGUUUGGAGCUGGCCGAAGGAUUUGCCCUAGCACAGGCAUGGCGAGUUCGACCGUGGAGCUGAUUUUGGCCAACCUUUUGUACCAUUUUGAUUGGGAAAUGCCUUGUGCAUGGUAUGAGGAGGGAGGAUAUUAGCAUGGAGGAGGAAGGUGGGAUUACUACUCAUAAGAAGUCACCCCUUUGCCUAGCUUGUGCCCAUUAGGUAUGAUUUGGCAAGAGUCGUGAGAUAACAAACCGUGAUUCGUUGAACAUGUAGAGCUGGUCUUGUGUAUUUGUGUGUGUGCGUGUGUGGAGAGAGAGAGAGAGAGAGAGAGAGAGAGAGAGAGAGA